Neoarius graeffei (lesser salmon catfish) is the source of this 9045-nucleotide messenger RNA. RefSeq names its product CDK5 regulatory subunit associated protein 2 (gene cdk5rap2). NCBI's taxonomy places the organism in Eukaryota, Metazoa, Chordata, Actinopteri, Siluriformes, Ariidae. Gene Ontology annotation, cellular component: microtubule organizing center. Bases 152 to 8653 code for a protein of 2833 amino acids. The transcript is spliced from 49 exons. The record is from RefSeq and is a predicted model, not a curated record.
GUGACGUCACUGGUUCUAAAAUGGCGGUACCGAGUCAGCUUUGAAAUUUUCACUUGCUGCUCGUUUUUUUAGAAUGAACAAGUAUAUAGAAUGUUUGUUCAGUUUUUACUCUGAACUUGCGGAUAAACAGGAUUAGGGUUAACAACAAAAAAUGGAUUCGGUGGUAGGAGAGGAUCAGACGCUGCCUUUUGACAUCAGUGGGAGCUGCAGUAUAUCCAGACUGCCAGACUCUCUGAACAGUGUAGACAUCAGCAUGGACACCAUGUCAGCUCCCAUGUUCCCCGGGCAGAAGCUGUCUCCGACUAAAGCCAUGACAAUGAAGGACUACGAGAAUCAAAUUACAGCUCUGAAAAAAGAGAACUUUAACCUGAAGCUGAGGAUCUACUUCCUGGAGGAGCGUGUGCAGCAAAAAUGUGAUGAUUCGACUGAAGAAAUUUACAAAACGAACAUUGAGUUAAAGGUGGAGGUGGAAUCUAUGAAGAGGGACCUUGCUGAGAAACAGGAAUUGCUUGUGUCUGCAUCGAAAGCACUUGAGAGUUUAGCGAACAGAGAUUCAGGGGAAGGCCUGAGGGAGCGCGCUCAGAGAGAGAUGGAUGCACUCAGAGAAACCUUCAACACCAGGAUCAAAGAACUGGAGGAGUCUCUGCGCUGUGCAGAGGAGGAAGUGGAGAAGAUGGCUUCCAUUGCUGAGCAGGAGAAGCUGAGGAGUCUUGGUCUGGAGAAAGAACUUGAAUCUGUCAGUCAGUCAGGGCCGUCGCACGAUGCUGGCUCCACCCCUGGGCAGGACCACAAACUCCAGCAGGCUCUGCAGGAGAAAGACCGUGUGAUUGAGCGCCUCCAGGGAUCCAUCAAAAACCAGGAUGCUCUGAUUGGAAAGCUUCGGGAGAAGGAAAAGGACCAGGACCAGCCUAUUGCAGAGCAGGUAGUCCAGCUCAGCACCCUGAUUGGCCAAAAGGAUGCAGAAGUACAGGCUCUAAAAGAAGAGUUAGAUCGUGAGCGAGAAAAAGCAGAGAAGGAGAAUAAGGUGUGUGUGGUAAAGCAGGAUGAGCUGAAUGUGUUGCAGCAGAGAACUAAACAGCUGACUGAAGAGCUUAACUCCACCAAGAGCAGCAGUCAAACACUCAAACACAGACUGGAGGAGAUGGAUGGAGAAAACAAGACCCUUUCUGGACAACUGGAGGAGAAGGAGAAUGAGCUUGCAGCAGAAAAGAAAAACGCCCUGAAACGAGACAAGACCAUUCAGGGCCUGAGCAUCCUACUUAAAGAGAAAGAACGACAGGUGGAUGAGUUGUAUGGCAAUCUCGAGGAGAAAGACCAGGCCUUAACCAAGGUCAGGGAAGCUCUUCACAAAGCUCAGCUACAGAAAUACCACGGUGGUGAGGAACAGCAGGUCCUGUUGCAGACGCAGCAUGCUGAGCUGUCUCGUCUACAGGCUGAGUGCCAUUCGUCCCUGCUGGAGCUUCAGAGGCUGCAGCGUGCACUCGGCAGCAAAGACGCACAACUGGAGCUGCUGCAGCAAGACAAACUGCAGCUGGAGAAUGAACUGGAGCUGCUUCAGCAGCACAAAAGAAAAGGAGACAAGACCAUAAAUGACCUGCAAAACCAGCUGAAAAAGCUGAGUGGGGAGCUGGCUGAGCGCGAGAACCUUCUAGAACAUCAACGUGCAACACAGCAAGAGCAAACCCGCACGACAGAACACAAACUGCAGAGCACGAUACAACAUCUAACAACUAAACUUACAAAGAAAGAACAACUACUUCAGGAGUACAUGAGCAUGGUGCAGGAUCUGGAGCAGGACCGAGCUUCAGCAGGAAGUAAUGUAAUGCUGGCCAAGCUUCGAAAGAAGCUGAGGGAAAAGGAAAAGGCUCUGGAGAAAGCACUCGAUGAAAAGUUUGUGGCAGUAGAGGAGAAGGAGAAUGAAAUUCAUCUGCUGCAGCUAAGCCUAAGGGAAAAGGAAAGAGAUUUGGAGCGACUCAAAAACCUGCUCUCACACAAUGAGGAGACUGUUAAUAGCUUUGAUGGGUUAUUGAAGGAGAAAGACAUGGAAUUGCAGCAGCUGCUGAACUCAUUGAAAAACCUGCAACGGUCCAAACAGGAGAGUGAAGAGAACCUGCAGAGGGCUCUGAGAGAGAAAGAUUCCAUCAUCCAGCAGCUCCAAGACACACUGCAGCUCAAAACCAAAGACAUGGAGGACAUGGCUAGCACAGUUCUUAGUCAUUCAGAGUCUCAGGGACGUGAUCUUGCAGAGCAGAUGGGUCAGAGGUUAAAGGUCACAGAAGACAUGUUGGCCGAGGCAGUGAAGCACAGAGAAAGGCUGGUGUGUGAAAACCAGACAGCUGUGGAGAACCUGCUGGCCACCAUCAGUAGCAAAGACCAGCUACUCAAGGAGAGCGCAGAGCGACAUGCACAGGCUCUCUCUGAUUGGUCAGCAGAGUUGCAAGAUCUUCGCAGACAGCUCGCAGACACCCAGCUGCAACUCGGCGAUACUCAGAAUCUCAGUGCAGCACUGAAUGAGAAGGAUGUGCUCAUCAAUAAGCUGUUGGACCGUGCGCAGGAGAGAGACCACUAUCUGAGUGAGACCGAGAUGGGAGCGGCUCCGCCCCCUCAGGUGGUAGAGCUCAGACAUACCAUCAAUGUGCUCCAACAGAGACUGGAAGAGAAAGAGGCUGAGCUGUCUCAACGGUGCAGCGAGGAGAACAUGGAGAAAUCUCUUACAGUCAAUAAGAAACCUGCUGUAAUACUGAAGGAGGAGCUUGCCCAGAAAACAGAUGCGCUUAAUAAUGCUCUGAAGAGAGAAAAUCAGCUCAAGAUCUCUCUUGCUGAGCUUCAGUCCAUUGUGUCAGAGCUAGAGGGCAAACUAGAGGGCCAAACAGCCAACACGGAGUCUCUCAAAUCCACAAUCAGUACUAAAGAUGAAAUUAUUACUGAGCUACAGCAGCGUUUGGCUGAGAUGGGGGUGAGACAAUCGGCUACAACCCUCGAUCACCAUUCCCACUAUGGGGAGGAGCUCAGUUUCCACUCCCUUCCUCAGAGAGAGAGAACGAUCAUUGGGGGAGAUAGACAGCAGCAGCAGGAGAUGUCGCCUCUGAGUGACCUGCGCUCAGAGCAGGCAGAGCUCAACUGCAUCCUCAGGGAAGAGCAGCAGCUCUACACCAAGCUUGUUCAUGCAGUCAAAGAGCAAGACAGUGCUCAGCGGCUGCAGGCCCUACAGCUGGAGCUGACUGCUGUGACACUCCUCAGGCAGCAGUUGGAAAAUGGCGUGCGUAACAACAAUGAGCUCCGAGAGCAGCUGCACCGAGAGCUCCAGAGAGUGAAUCAGAGAGAAGGUGCGGACCCCACAGAGCUGGAGAACAUGCGAGAUGCUCUAGAAGAAGCUCAGCGCUGGAAUGCAUCUCUGCAAGCUCGACUUGGCCAGAUCCAGAGUAGAGGAGGAGGAGUAGGACAGGCCAAUGACAUGGAUGACACACUGAGUCUGAUUGGCGAGCAGACAUCCUAUAUGAGUAUAUGUGUAAGGGAGGGGCAAGAGGAGGAGCUCGAACAGCUGUGUCCGGAACAACUCCGGCUGAAGGUCUCAGAGCUGCAGGCACUAAAUGAGGAGCUGCAGAAAAGGCUGGAACUGGCAGAGAGAGACGUUAUGGGUAAUGCUCCGAGAGAGUCACAGGGACAGCUUGACCUUAUUGGUUUUUCACCCCCCAACAAGCAGCCGCAGGGACUGGCCAGACCACUAGCUGUUAAUGCUGAUGACGGACUAACUGCCCCCAGUGUAAAGGAGACAGCUGAUGAAAGACUUGAAGCUCAUAGAAGGAUGGCAAGUUCUCCUUUACCUUUGCCAACAAAAGAGAAUGGAAAUUCCCCAUAUGGUCCCGGACACCAGGGUGAGAAUGAGCGGGCAGAGCUUGCAUCCUUACUUAGAGACUGUGGAGCAGAAUCUGUUUUGCAACUGAGGGAGCAAGUAAAUAAACUGCGUUCAGAAAUGUCAAAGCUUGGUGGGCUCCUGAAGGAAGAAAACUCAGCCGAGUCCAAAGAGAGCGCGGAAAGUUCUGGAGAGAACGACAGCCAUACUAACGUGCAACGGACUCUGCAGAACCUCCGCUCAGAGGCCCGAAGUCAUCGGAAAGUUGUUCGGCUGUUGAAGGAACAGCGACAGCGCAAUACAAAAGCAAAGGUAGACAGUGGGCCAGGGUUUGACCCCGAACCGAUUGACAGCAUGGCUCGCAAGAUGGCGCGUCUGAGGGAGGAGCACGAGGCCACUCGGAGACACGCUGCCGGUCUGGAGGAUAAGCUAAAGGAGAUACAAAACCGAGAAAGAAAUGAGGGCAGAGAACGCGAGGAAAGAAAAAAGAAAGGCAGACAAGACCAAAGCAAGAUGUUGAACAAAAGCCUGAAGCAUGCAGUGUACUCCAAAUCACGGCUGCCAGUAGCAGUAAGACCUGCAAAGCAAAGGGACAGACAGGAGUGGACUGAUCGUGACACAGAGGAAAGUACUGAGCAGUUUAGUGCAACAGAUUCCGAGCAGCUCAGCCAAAGGAGCAGAGGCCUCAGCGAAGCAGAACUUCAAAGUUCUCCAGGCAGCAGCAUUGAUGCUCUUUGGAAUACUGAGUCCAAACGAAACCUACACGCUGAGACUAAACGAAACUGUGAUGCCAGGCAAAAUUCAAAGAAAGCGUCUGACUUUCCACAAUCAGAACUCUUAUCUCAGCUGGAGUUACUGAACCAGGAAUGCCAGGAGAAGGAAGCGCUCAUCUCCCAACUUCAGUUUCAGAUGCAGAAUUUGGAAGGGCUCCAAGCUGAGCUUCAGGAAAAGGAACGAUUGAAUGGUCAGUACCUAGAAGCCUUGCACGCUGCAGAGUCCACAAUUGCAUACCUUACAGCUUGUAACCUGGAUUCUGAAAGCGGCCUGGGGCAGCCUGGAUUGGGAUCUGAUUCAUUACUGCAGCAGCAGUGCACUGAGCUUCAGAAAGUUGUGCAGGAAAAAGAUCAACUCAAUGCUCAGCUGCUCGAGUGCUUAAACACAACCGAGGCUGCCAUUGCAUCACUGACCUCCGCUGAUCAGCCCGAACACGUUCUCUCUGGUCAGGAUGACCCACAAGCCUUGUGUAAGAGGCUAGAGAGCCUGCUCAGCCAGAUCAAGGCCUUGCAGGAGCAGAAAAAUGCUUCCACAGGCAGCCCUAAGCAGUUGCAUUGCCCAGAUGGAGGUUCAGCAUCAGACUUGCAACGCCAAGCCGAAACCCUUCAGGAGUCACUAUUGCAGCAGUGCAAGCUGAAUGCCGAGCUGCAGGAAAAGCUCAGGACUGCAGAAGAAACCAUUACCAAACUGUGCGCUCAACACAACCGCCCUACGAAUGACCAGGAGCUGAUUUGCAGCCCCAAGUGCACAAGAUCACAAGAGGAGAUGGUACAUGAAUAUGAAGAGGAACAGUAUAGACUUGCUGUGUGUCUGUCUGAGUGUAUUUUAGCAGCAGAACAAGCAGUAAGGUCUCUUGCAGAUUAUGGCUUAAGUUCUGAUCUUGGUCCUGAAACCUUAACCAACACGGAGCUUGAACAAAAUUUGGACAGGCUUCAGAAGGCACUCCUGGAAAGAGACAGGUUUGGGCACCCUGGCAGUGCAGGCAUAAGUCACAGCACUAUUGUGGGUCCGUUCCAACACAAACCAGUACAGCACACCUUACAGAUUGCUGGUGCUGCGGAACAGAAGACGAGCACUCCGAUUUCCCAAGGACAGCAGAAACCGGGGCAACAAAGCGUAUCCGAACAAUGGGAUCCUGAUCAAUCAGGAAGUCCACACCGGAACCUCCACAAAAAUCUAACAUUGCUUGUCCAGAUCGUUAAAGAGCAUGCUCAGAAGGUUCAGGAGCUGGAGGAAGCACUUAAAGUUGAGCAGGGGAAAGGCCUUAAAGGAGGCAGUGGGUUAAACCCUGAGGAUGCUGCCCAGUUGGAGAGCUUACAGAAGGCCUUAAAAGAAAAGCAGAAAAUGUGUCAGAAGCUGGAGGAGAAACUGGUUUCUGCUCAGUCUGUCAUUGCUCUGCAGAACUCCUCCAAGAGGGAUAAACACUCAGAGCGACGCAAAGCACCUCACGGUGAACAGGAUGAUAAAGGCAUUCAGGUGGACACACAGGACCUUGGCUACGAGACAAGUGGAAGGAGUGAGACGGAGGUGGAAAGAGAGGAGGGCAGUAGCACAGAUGUAGAUGGUGGUGUGUGUUUGGACCCAGUUCUCUUCCGAGUCACCUCAGCAGACAACCUGGACAUUACAGCAUCCAGCCCAUCUUACCCGAGCUCACCUGACCUCAGCUCUCCCCGGCCACGUGACUCCAAAUCUGACCCCACCCAAGAGCUCUUGCAACUCAGGUCACAAGUACAAAGUCAGCACAAGGUCAUUGCCCAACUUCAGCGACUGCUGUCCAAGAAGGCCCUGACUAGCGAGGUUCUGAGUAUGACCUCUGCAAGCUGUGAGGAAGAGGAAGACCGUGCAGCAAUGAAGGCUCGGAUUUCCCAGCUUACUGUUGAACUGGAGAGAGAGCGUACAGCCAACAGGAGUAAUGAGUCAGCUUCUCCAUCCCGGAUGGAGUCUCUGGUGCAGUCUCAGGCACGAGAGUUGUGUGAGUUACGUGAGCAGAUUAAAGUCUCGCGUACACUCGGUGCUGAACAGCGUAGGCAGCUGCUGGAGCUUCGGGGGGCGCUAGAGGAGCUGAUGCAACCCAACGAUGGCCAGAGCACCCUAGACACAACACUUCAAAAACACCUUAACCGGAGUCUCAGCCUACUGGACAAACUGGAGCAAGCAGACCCUCGUGUAGAAAACGACGAGCUGCCGGGACUAGAGCUGGUUCAGAGGCUUACCGCAGAGCUCCAGGAGAAGGAGAAGCUCAUUCAGCAGCUGAAGGAUCAACUUCAAGGCAAAGUGCCCAGCAUGCAUCAGGAUUUAGAGUCCGAGAUGAGCGACAGACCCUCUAACGACAGCACCAUGUCUGUUCCCGAUAGCCUGCACGACCUUCACAAACUCUCCUCCAGGGGAGCUACUGAAGGCAUGAAGGCGACCAGUGGCAAGAACGUUCCUGAUGCUGAGCCCCGUCCUUCUUCUGUUUGUGUGGCUGGUGACUUGAAUAGAUCUCAGCGUGACGAGGGAAGUGUUUAUACUUUACAGAGGGAUAAGAGCCGCCUGCAAGAACAACUGAGAAAGAGUGAAGAGCUUAAUGCUACUCUGAGGAGCGAACUCAACCUCGCUCACUCCAUCCUUGCGCACACACAGAGUCAGACAGUCAUGCUGACCAAACACACUCAGAGCGUGUCACCAGUCUCUCACACACACUCCCAGAGCCAAGCUACAGACAGUCAGCAGGCUCGGCAUGAGUCGGUCCACAUCAGCAUCAGCUCAGAUUUGUUAAUGGAGCACCUGCAGGAGGUUCGAGCUCUACGUCAGCGCUUGGAGGAAACAAUCCGCACCAACGAGAGACUCCGAGAGCAGCUCGAGAGAAAACUUGAGCAGGCUGAGAGAGACCCAGCAGAUACUCACAUCUUUAUUGCUGGGUCAGAAGAUCCAAGUAAGCUGAACAGUGAUAUCCAUUACCUAUGGGCUCAGAACCACACACUUAAGGAACAACUUAACCAGGCAGCAAGAGAUAAACAGAAGGAGAAUGACUGUUUGAGAGAGACUUUGGCUAGGCGAACAGCCAAACUUGAGCUCAGCAGAAAAGAGUGUGAAACGCUGCGUGAGGAAUGCACACGCUUGCAGAACAGCAUGCACAGGUUGCAGUGUGAGCAAAAUAUCCAAAAGCAGCAGCUGGCAGACAAACAGCAACUUCUACAGUCACUGCAAGUGGAGCUCCAGGUGCACGAACAGAUCAGGAACUCGGUACACACCCACACAGAAGAGGAGCGUGGUGGUUCCGAAUCUUCUGAAGUGGAUCUGAGGGAGUUGUUGAGUGAAGUACGGAGUCUGCGUCUGCAGCUGGAGAGGAGUAUCCAGACCAACACCGCACUGAGACACAAACUGGAACAACAACUACUGACCCAGUCUGAUCCUCCAUCUACCAUCAACAUCAACUAUCUUCUCCCUCAAGCAGAUGAAGGCGGUAAAUCAGAGAUGCUACACCAGCAUUCACACACAGACGCCUCCAGCGUUGCAUAUGACAGCAGUAGCUCUGUGCGAGGUGGUUCUCCAGCGUUGUCCAGACUGGUUCCAGGUCACAGGCUGUGGGCAGAUCGACAUGGGCGUCAUGUUCUAGGCCUCAUAGAGGAUUACAGUGCUCUCAGCAAACAGAUCAGAGAGGCCAAAAGAAUCACUGCAGCCAUGGAUAAACAACUGCAGGACAGGUUUGUGGAGUGUGCAGGCUUUUCGGGGAGUGUGAGCACCAUGCAGCAGGUGCUAGAGGAAGCUGGACGACUGCUAAAGCUGCUCUGGAGAGUAUCGCUGCCCACAGGAAACCUCACACAUUCUCAGCAGAAUGAAGUGUUGAGGAGUGAGAUCGUUCAGCUGAAAAGCAGACUGUCUCAUAAGGAGCGAAUGCUGACUGGAGCCAUCAAACGCCUGCGCUCUACCAAUCAGCUCAAAGAGGGCAUGGAGCGGCUCAUCAUCGAGCAGUUGUCACUGACUCACGGAGUGUUAAAGAAAGCACGAGGAAACCUCGAGGAAAUCCCACUGAAUGCCCAGUGACCAGUCAGCAGGCAGACUUCCCCAACCUACCUGUUUAGGACACUUAAACUCUCGGUCAUGUCUGAUCCUUAAAGCUUAAAUUAAACGCUUUUCAUUGGGAUUUUUUCCUUGAGAGUAUUUUCAUGUGCUCAGAUUUAGUUUUGGAGACACCAAACGAAUUUGCACAUUUUACAGAGAUUUAUCUCUAGUUAAAUAUAGAAUGCCUUUUAGUUUUAUAUUUAAUGCAUUUUUUUUAAAUGCUCCUUUCAUAGAACUUGCUCUUGUCCACUGCCUGUUUGCUAUAAUGUCAUAUUUUAUACUGUAUUAAUUGGAUAAGCACAGUUGUGACCUGUAGUCCAUCGAAAAGGCCUAAAGGUUGUGGUACAAGACGCAUUAAAACUCCUCAGCACUGA